CAGGGGCCUAGAUAUAAAGGACCCCUUCCCAAACGGAGACGUCCAGAAGCAAAUCGCCUCUCGUUCAGUUCAGAUCUUGGCAGAAGAGACUUUUCUAAUCCUAACAGGAGCAGCUGUAUUUUCGCAUUAAAAUAGUCGGGACAAUGAUGAUCCCCAGUGUUUUUGCACCACCUGCAAUUUAUUCAGCAUUUAUGCAUCCUGCAGCAUCGUUGCAUUCACCUUUCCCGGCUCACCCGAGCUUUCUGGUGGAGGACCUCCUGCGCAUCAACAGACCCAGCGGUUACCUGAACCAGGACGCGCACUCGCCAUGCGCCUCUCCUCCUACUGCAACGCCUCUUUCCAUCCCGGAUCACUCCAGGCUAUUGGACAGAGUCAGCCCCAGCAUCACUGAGAAACAUGGAUCUUGCUCCCCAAAAACGCCAGUGUCUAGCAAGGAUCCAACCUACCUCAAGUUUGGGGUGAAUGCCAUCUUGGCACCGUCACCAAAGAAAGCCACAUCUCCACUCUCCGUUCACGGCAUGCUUCCCAAAGGAUUCUCGGUGCCUUAUUUUGAUGGUUCAUUCUGCCCUUUCGUCCGUUCCUCAUACUUCCCUGCGCCUUCAUCGGUUGUGCCCAUUCCUGGAACUUUUUCCUGGCCUCUUGCAGCGAGAGGGAAGCCCAGAAGAGGGAUGCUUCGCCGGGCAGUGUUUUCUGAUGUGCAGCGCAAAGCUCUGGAGAAAAUGUUCCAGAAGCAAAAAUACAUCAGCAAGCCAGAAAGGAAAAAACUCGCAGGGAAACUCGGACUGAAAGAUUCACAGGUCAAAAUCUGGUUCCAGAACCGGCGAAUGAAAUGGAGAAACUCCAAGGAGAGGGAGCUGCUGUCUGCAGGCGGCUGCCGAGAACAAACCCUGCCAACCAAAACAAAUCCUCACCCAGAUCUCAGCGACGUGGGUAAAAAGUCUUCUGAGGAUGAGGAAGAUGAUGCUUGCGCUACAUCACAUUUCUGUCAACUUUCAAACAGCACUGAUUCCAGCAUUUCAUUCAAACACUCGGACUUUUCUGAAUCAGAGGAUGAAAUAACAGUUUCAUAAGCAACCUAAUCAGCUGUAUAAUGUAUGUAUUCAAGCACAAGUGUACGCCAAAACCAUGCUGUGGUUUUAUUGGCGUAUAAUUUCACUGCUACGUUCGAGUGUUUGUAGCAAAUCUUUUCCACAUCAGUUUAUAAUUACUUAUUUGGAAAUUCUUCGCAAAAUGAUUUGCUGUGUCGCACAGCUUUUUGGGGAGAACUGUACAGUAUUUUGUACAAAUAUUUUUGUAUGGAUAUUUUAUACCAAGAAUUUUGAGUUUUAGAUUCUUUAUUAAAGUUGUAGACGUAUGUAUAAUUUAUACGAAUUUAUCUCUUUGUGCCACGUUGUAUGCAUAUGUAUAUGUUGAAAAUGUUUUGUAUUGUUUGCAAUAAAUUGUAAAUUUCA
Molecule: messenger RNA, 1451 nt
Organism: Cyprinus carpio (common carp)
Lineage: Eukaryota; Metazoa; Chordata; Actinopteri; Cypriniformes; Cyprinidae
Product: developing brain homeobox 1a
Biological process (GO): regulation of transcription by RNA polymerase II; cell differentiation in spinal cord
Molecular function (GO): DNA binding; DNA-binding transcription factor activity, RNA polymerase II-specific
Source: RefSeq, a predicted model, not a curated record